Messenger RNA from Sordaria macrospora k-hell, 726 nucleotides. RefSeq lists its product as uncharacterized. Lineage: Eukaryota; Fungi; Ascomycota; Sordariomycetes; Sordariales; Sordariaceae. The record is from RefSeq and is a predicted model, not a curated record. Gene Ontology annotation, cellular component: TRAPPII protein complex; TRAPPIII protein complex; TRAPPI protein complex. Gene Ontology annotation, biological process: endoplasmic reticulum to Golgi vesicle-mediated transport.
AUGUCCAACCACCUACCAGCCUCCGGAGGCAACGGCAGCCACGGGGCGCGCGCAGGCGAUUCCGGGCUCCGAUACCCGUCGAACGGCAAGACGAUCUAUCACCGGCCACUCAACCGCACCAAGACGGCGGAGCUGAGCAAGGCGGCUUUUGCGUAUUUGUUUGCGGAAAUGGUGUCGUAUGCGCAGAGGAGGGUGACGGGGAUUCAGGAGUUGGAGAAACGACUCAACCUCCAAGGCCAUCCCAUAGGCCUCAAACUCCUCGACCUCCUCCUCUUCCGCGAACCCCCGCGCUCGCAACUGCGUCCACUGAACAUCAUCGCCCUCCUGCACUUCAUCAAGAUUAACAUCUGGACGCAUCUCUUCGGGCGACAAGCCGACCGGCUCGAGAAGUCUUCCAACCCCGAUACACCGGACGAGUUCAUGAUCAUCGACAACGAACCGCUUGUGAACGCGUACAUCAGCGUGCCGAAGGAGAUGAGCCAGUUGAACUGCGCGGCGUUUGCGGCGGGGAUUAUUGAGGGGGUAUGUGAUGGGGCGGGGUUUCCCGCUAGGGUGACGGCGCAUACGGUUGGGGAUACGGCUGGUGGGAGUAAUGGGAGUGGAAGUGGAGGGACGGGAGGGACAGGAGCGGCGGACGGGGAGAUGUGGCCUGGCCGAACGGUGUUCUUGGUCAAGUUUCAGCCGGAGGUGUUGGAAAGGGAGGCGUUGAUUGGGAAUAAGAGCUGA